GUCUAUUCCCCUUAUCUUUUGGGGUUGUCCAGCGCUUCAACUCUCCAUGCUUGUUGGGAGCGUGACGAGAAGUUUUUCCAGGAAAGAUAUUGCGACAGUCGGGAUUGUUUUAAGUUACAAACAACUGCAAACAAUUAUUGCUGGGAGAUUUCACUUUCCACGUGAGUUUCUGAAGACUAGUCUGUGGGUGUUACCACAUGGCAUUCGCAAAUGGAGUUAUGAAGAAAUACAUUUUUAAAAUCAGUUUAUAAAUUAUUAUUUAGACGGGACGAUAAUGUAGUUGAUGCACAAUGACGACGCAAACGCUUCACAGAUCUGAACCACAGUUCAGGGAUUAAACUUUGUUUAUAAAUGAAGAGGAUUUGUUCAUGUGGUUUGAAUGACUUCAACAUGUUCACAUGCAGCCAACGGUGAGGGGGGCUUUCAUCCGCAUGACUUGAGCAUUUCAUUUUACAGGGGUUAAAUGGUUUUGAUAACAGACAGCAGGGAUGGUGGCGGCUCAUCUCCAAGAAAAGUUAAACCGAGCAAAUACACUGCAAGUAUCGGGAACUCCGCUCAAAUCUAUCCGACUAUCGUGGAGGAGCCACCUGAUCGAGGCAAUGAUGAUGAUGAGUAUCUCGGAUCGUACGAGUCGGAUGUAUACGACGAGGAUGAAUUCGAAGAGUUGGAGGAUUUCUCGGAGCUGCCGGACACCAGGAGCAUCGCCUCAGAUGAUUCGUUUUAUCCACCGGACUUUGCCGAUUCUAAACGAACGCCGUCACCGGAGAGUCCGCCGACGCUGCCGCUUUUCCAGGCGUGCUUCAACAACAAUGCGCUUACAGUCAAAUUUAAGAUUAGACAAGGAGUUACAGAAGAGGAGGUUCAGGAGACGGACAAAAACAAGAGAACUGGACUAAUAGUGGCAUGUUACCAAGGCUAUGUGGACGUGGUGAUCGCUCUUUCACAGUGUCCUUACCUGGAUGUGAACUGGCAGGACAACGAAGGCAAUACAGCCCUCAUCAUCGCUGCUCAGGCAGGUUACAUCACAAUCUGUAACUACCUACUCAACUACUUCCCCGGGCUUGAUAUUGAGAAAAGGAACUGCCACGGGUUCACCGCUCUGAUGAAAGCUGCUAUGCAGGGUCGAGUGGAAUGUGUCAGAGCCCUGAUGUUGGCAGCUGCACAUUUGUUUUCUUCAUUAGGAGCUGAUGUGGAGGCCAGAGACAGCGGAAGGAAGUUCACCGCACGCGAAUGGGCCAUCUUCACAAGCCGAUAUGAGACGGCCUUUGUUAUAGGCCGGCUGAUGCAACAACCGUGUCCCGAGCAGUUCUCUGACGCUUAUCGACCCGAGUGGCCGCUUCUUCCUGCGCUGGUGGCCAAAGCUCAGGCCCCCAAAGGCUGCAUUCAGAAGAUAUCAGAGACACUUCGUAACUUCUUCGACAUCAGUAACGUCACCGAAGCUUCAGAAGACGGGGUUCUGGAUCACAUGGUGCGCAUGACGACAUCGCUGGGCAGUCCGUUCAUCGCCAUCGCAUCUCGAACCGUGUGUCCCAGCAGCCCGCCUUGUGUGGGUAAACGCCGCUACGCUGUUCAGGAGAUCCUAAAAAAGCAACGAGCCGAGCAGCUUAAAGUACUGGGGCCAGAGCGCCUGGAGAACUACAAGCGUCUUUUCCAGAACUCACGGGUCAUGCUGGUACCCAAAUCCAAAGAUCGCCGUGCUAGUUUGCAGCCCCAGGCCCUUACGGACACCUCCGCAUCUUCCGAUGCCCUCCGAAGAGGGAGUCUGCUCCCCCUACACCUCCUCAGAAGGAGCAGCGUGAGACCAGGUGUGAUGGUCCCCAAGGUUAGAAUUACCAAGGCACCCACGCCAACCUACGUGCCGGAGAAAGUGCGACGGAAGAGCAGCUGUAUAAACGGACAGUUCCUUGAGAUCCCUAAGUGGAGAUAUAAGGAAUUGAAAGAAGAGAGGAAGAAAGCAGAGGAAGCGGAGAGGAAACGACUGGAAGCUGCAACAAGGCGACAUCUCUCUACUGGCAAAAGGAAAUCACUGUGACUCUGUGCAGACACUGCUUAUCAUACUUGAAAUGCAAUUUUGAUUAUGUAUACUAAUAUAUUUUUAUAUUUAUUGUUUUUUUUUUAAAAGAUUGUCUUUUUGUAAUGCUGAAUGUUGUGUGCUCAAAAGAUUAUGUUUUUUAAAAUUAAGCGAACUAUGUGGACAGCUUUAAAAGCUGAUGCUAAAGGUUGUUUACAGCGAUGCCAUAAAAUAACCAUUUAGUU
Misgurnus anguillicaudatus (oriental weatherfish) is the source of this 2256-nucleotide messenger RNA. RefSeq names its product ankyrin repeat domain 33ba (gene ankrd33ba). Lineage: Eukaryota; Metazoa; Chordata; Actinopteri; Cypriniformes; Cobitidae. The record is from RefSeq and is a predicted model, not a curated record. Gene Ontology annotation, molecular function: protein binding.